This is a messenger RNA of Melanotaenia boesemani (Boeseman's rainbowfish), 1642 nucleotides long. RefSeq names its product forkhead box L1 (gene foxl1). The record is from RefSeq and is a predicted model, not a curated record. The transcript has a single exon. Bases 149 to 1273 code for a protein of 374 amino acids. NCBI's taxonomy places the organism in Eukaryota, Metazoa, Chordata, Actinopteri, Atheriniformes, Melanotaeniidae. Gene Ontology annotation, biological process: regulation of transcription by RNA polymerase II; anatomical structure morphogenesis; cell differentiation. Gene Ontology annotation, molecular function: RNA polymerase II cis-regulatory region sequence-specific DNA binding; DNA-binding transcription factor activity, RNA polymerase II-specific.
CGCAAAGUCAACAUAACGCAGCAAACCUACAACAAUUAUUAACAUUUUUCUGGGGUCCUCAUGAGGCCGGGGGCUCAGUCAGAGGAGGAGAGGCGCUCCGGGAGCAGGACCAGCUUUCCGCGCGACGCACCGCAGCCUUCCCCGUGUCAUGACUCUAUACCACGGCCGGCUGCCGCCGCUCGGAGUCUCAUCCCAGGCUCUGAGCCUCUCCGGACCUCCCUUAAUCUACUUGUACGGGGGGGACAGCGGAGGGGUCGUGCCCGGCGCGCUGAGCUUCGUACCGGGCCGCCAGGAGCCCCCCCAGAAGCCGCCCUACAGUUACAUCGCGCUCAUCGCCAUGGCCAUCAAGAGCGCGCCGGGGCAGCACGCCACGCUCAGCGGCAUCUACCAGUUCAUAAUGGACCGGUUCCCGUUUUACCACGACAACAAGCAGGGCUGGCAGAACUCGAUCCGGCACAACCUUUCCCUGAAUGACUGCUUCAUCAAGGUGCCAAGAGAGAAGGGCCGACCGGGCAAAGGCAGCUACUGGACGCUGGACACCAAGUGUCUGGAUAUGUUUGAAAACGGAAACUACCGCCGGAGAAAGAGGAAGGCCAAGAGCCAGCACGAGCUUCUGGACAGUAAAGCCACUGGACACAAGCGGAUCAAGGGCCCGGGGCCAUCUGGGGACCCUCAGAAUUCCCUGAGACACCCGACUGACUCAGGAACAACCCAGGUUCCAACCAGAGAAGACGCAGAUGUGAAGGACGCGCAACCAGACACCAAACCGGUUCUUGUUGACUCUAACCACGCGGAACAGCAGCAGAACCCCCCCGGAAAGAGAAUCAAAGCGUCUCCCAGCCGCGACCCCCGCGUGAAUGCUCUGUGGAGGCAGGACAUCCAUCAACCUGAGCCUCAUUCUGCUCCGCUUUGGCUGGAUGGCGCACUCCUCCACCAGGAGUCGGAGGAGAGAAGGUCGGCGUUCACUGGAAGAGAGAGGGGUCCCCUCUGCGCGGUGAGCGGCGCUGGAAACACCAACCUGGCCGCUCUGAGACCGGAAGCGCCGAAAGGAACCGUCCCGAGGACGGUCAGACCCAAAGGCUUCACCAUCGAGAGCAUCCUGUCGAGAAGCGAAGAAGAAACGCGCCACAGCCUCCAGGACGAGUCCGCGGCGAGUCCGGCUCUCAGCUCCGCGCUGCUGCUCAGUGCUCGGCAGCAUCAGAUCUACCAGAUGGGAUUCCCCUUCUGCUCCUAUCUGUCGCUCACCUGUCCCGACAAGGUGCUGCAUUUCUAAUGCUUUUAACCGUGGAGACUGUGGAUUUUACGCGCAGAUGCGUAAAAAUAUCCGUUUAUAGCUUGAUGUGACGAAUUACUGCGAAACGCCGCAUCAUCACCUGUUACCAUCAUCAUCAGGUGAUAGGUGGCGUUCAGGUUCAUCUUCACGCAUGCGUAUAUGUCUUUUCCAUUGAAAUUUGCUCAGCAAAAUGUGCUUCAAACAUGUUUCCACUGAUGUGUGAAUGUUGAAGAAACUGGCUUGUAUCAGACUUUUGGCUCUUUAAAGUAAUAUUUUUGUAAUUUAAUGAAAAAAGCUGAGUUUUCUGACCAGGCAUGAAGUUGCUGAACAGUGUGAGGAGUUAGUUUUAUACUCAACCAUGUAACCAAA